This is a messenger RNA of Sparassis crispa, 732 nucleotides long. RefSeq names its product Probable xyloglucan-specific endo-beta-1,4-glucanase. The record is from RefSeq and is a predicted model, not a curated record. The transcript has 9 exons. NCBI's taxonomy places the organism in Eukaryota, Fungi, Basidiomycota, Agaricomycetes, Polyporales, Sparassidaceae. Gene Ontology annotation, molecular function: cellulase activity. The coding region runs from base 1 to 732 and encodes 243 amino acids. Gene Ontology annotation, biological process: polysaccharide catabolic process.
AUGUUCCUUUCCCUCGCCUUCGUUUCUGGACUCAUCGCCCUCGUAAAGGGUCAAACGACCAUCACUGCUCAGUACGCCUGUGUGACCUCUGGUAACUACGAGUUGUGCAACAACCAGUGGGGUAUCGACGACGGUACGGGUUCCCAGAACGCAACGCUCAUCAGUACCUCUGGAAACGACAUCUCCUGGUCCACCACAUGGACUUGGGCGGACAACGAGAAUGACGUCAAGACCUACACCAAUGUCGAAUCUACUACCGCUAAAGGCAUGCUACUCAGCGCCAUUACCUCCGCUCCCACCUCCUGGGACUGGGAGUACGUCACGGAAUCCUCAGGAAUUCGCGCGGAUGUGUCCUAUGACAUCUGGUUCGGUACUACUGCUGAUGGUGCUCAGGCUUCUUCGGACUCCUCUUAUGAGAUCAUGAUCUGGCUUUCCGGCUUGGGCGGAAUUCAACCCGUCGGUUCUGAGAACCAGACUGAUGUUUCUCUCGCGGGCUACAGCUGGGACAUCUGGAGCGGCCCCAACUCCAACUGGGAGACGAUUUCCUUCGUCAGCCAGGAUGGAAACAUCAACGACUUCAGCGAGGAUCUGAACACAUUUUUCACGUACCUCAUUGACAACUACGGUGUCUCGUCCUCUCUUUACCUCCAAGGUAUCGAGACGGGCACUGAGCCCUUCACUGGCUCUGCUGAGCUCCUGACCAACAGCUACAGUGUCACCGUCAACACGUAA